AUGGUAGUUGAUGUGCCCUGCAGCUUCGAGAAGGGAGUGAAGAUCGGAGUUGUUGAAGAAUGUUCUGGUGCUGAAGGUGCAGAGAUGGCAUAAGCUACUAAAGAUGAAGAUUCAAAGUUGAGCAUAGCAGAUGAUGAACCACUUCUAAUAGAACAACAGUUUGCUAUAGAUUGUGACAAUCAACGAUUUGAAAUUAGAACAAAAGCAGAUAUUGCAGAAGCUGGAAGCAGAUGUUCAAAAUCAAAAUCUGUCUAUCUUAUCAAUCCUGAUGAGUUCCCCUCGCAGGGCAUGACUCCACGGCAAUUCUACAGCUUCAUCAAUGUACCUAAU
Molecule: messenger RNA, 330 nt
Organism: Strongylus vulgaris
Lineage: Eukaryota; Metazoa; Nematoda; Chromadorea; Rhabditida; Strongylidae
Source: the annotation of a GenBank genome assembly